Messenger RNA from Polistes canadensis, 1850 nucleotides. RefSeq names its product translocon-associated protein subunit alpha. Gene Ontology annotation, cellular component: endoplasmic reticulum; endoplasmic reticulum membrane. The record is from RefSeq and is a predicted model, not a curated record. The coding region runs from base 264 to 1154 and encodes 296 amino acids. The transcript is spliced from 4 exons. Lineage: Eukaryota; Metazoa; Arthropoda; Insecta; Hymenoptera; Vespidae.
UAGAGGGCUAAAGCGUAAUAUCAUUGACAGCGUAGAGAAAUCAAAUGACUUUCUCUAAAUGUAUAAAUACUUAAUGGUUACGUACUUCGUGUUCCACGUUGACGAAUUGACGCGACGCUGUUGACCUUCCACGUAGCAAGCGGCAAUGGUAGCGGUCGCGUUAUGUCGAUUUAUUCAAUCGUAGACUCAGUGACCAACUAUAUGUAAAAUCAAAUUAGUCCUUCCACAUAACAGAAAAGAUACUUAACAAAUAGUUCAUUAAUAUGAAGAAAUUCAGUUAUUUCCUUUUAUUAGUCAUUCCUUUUAUCAUUUUAAGUGUGAACAGAGGAUCUGGCAUAGCUUAUGCUCAAGAAGAUGAAAAUAUUGAUGAUAUAGUAGACGUUGAAGGUGAAGAGAAUACAAUUAUCACUGACGAUGAACUAGAAGAAGAAACGACUAAUGCUUCCACUGAUGCAGAUACAACCAUUUUAUUUACUAAACCUAUCUAUAACACAUUAUCUACCCUUGAAUUACCUGCUGGAAAUUUGGUAGAAUUCCUUGUUGGUUUCACCAAUAAAGGAGAAAAUGAUUUUGUUUUGGAAUCAUUGGACGCGUCCUUCCGUUAUGCCAUGGAUUUCAAUUUCUAUAUUCAAAACUUUUCUACGUUCACAUUUAAUAGAGUAGUCAAACCUAAACACGAAGCAACCUUGGCAUAUUCGUUCAUACCUUCGGAAACGUUUGCUGGAAGACCAUUUGGACUCAACGUUAAUCUUAAUUAUAGAGAUGUAAAUGGAGUUGGUUACAGUGAAGCAGUUUAUAAUGAAACAGUACAAGUAAUAGAAUUAGAUGACGGAUUAGAUGGAGAAACGGUGUUUCUCUAUGUUUUCCUCGCAGCAUGUGUUAUAUUGACUUUAGUCGGUGGGCAACAAUUACUUUCAUCUUUUGGUCGCAAAUCUCGUUCUUCCACAACACGCAAGGCGCCUAUAGAAAUGGGAACGUCUAAUCCUAAUAACGUAGAUUACGAUUGGUUACCAAAGGAAACUCUUCAUGCCCUCAGUAAGUACAGGAGUACGGGAUCACGCAAUAAAUCAUCUGAAACUUUAAAUCCGCCACGCACUUUCAAUGACAUCAAAGAAAGAAAUGUCAUUUACAAAAAGAAUAAGCAUAGACAUUGAAUUGGUUGUAUUGAUUUAUCGGAAAGAAUAUUUUAUAGACACUUUUUCUAGAUAAGUCCCCCAGAACACCAAAACAAAAAGCCAAGCAAAGAAAAGGAAAGCGGAUUUCUCCAACAAUGUCUGGAACAGAGAAUCACUCUAAUAAUCUGAAUAAUUUAUGAAACUAAUGUCUAUGAUUAAACGAACACUCUCUUCAUUAGGUGAGAUAAAUGAACACACAAACAAACAAAACAAAUAAAUAAUUAUGUGUAAAUUGUCAUGAUACUUGUAUUAUAAACAUCCAUCAUAUACAGUUCUCAAACAAAAACACAUUUGAUGUCGUAAUAAGCUAAUUAUUAUUUAUAAUAAUAAUAAUAAUAAUAUGAAAUUAGUAUAUAAUUAAAAAACAAAAAAGGGAAAGAAAGUAAAAGAAAAAGAGAAAAUGAUAAGAAAGAAACAUUGUGUCUCAUAUGUACAAUUAACAUCAAUUUUUGUAGUUCCAUAGAUAUUAUUAUUAAGCAUACAUAUUGUUUGUUUAUAAAAUGAUAUGGGUAUGUAUAUGUUUAUGAUAAAAAGAAAAUAAAAUAAAUAUGUGAUUGUUUUAUAAUUAUACUCGUAUUGCAUACACAAAAAUGUGAUAGAAUAAACUAGCUAUUGUAUAUAAGUAUAUAAUAUUAUUUCCAUAUAACAUUUUUAAUAAAUUUCAUGUAAGCCCAU